GCAGUUACUUUCUGAUUGUUGCUACACUUGGCCACUCUAAUUCUUUUCCUGCCAAACUUCAACGGAGGAAGUCACGUGGUGUUUCUAAACCUAUUUUUGAUACUAAUUUCUUUGGAGAAUGAGUUCCCAGACGCAGAAAAAGAAUGCUUCCAAGGCCAAAUCGAAGGCGGGCCCACAGCCGUCGAAGAAAGCCCCGGCUAAGGUGACUCCUGUAGAAACCGCCACCCCAUCUGCGGCUCCGCCUUUGUCCUCUAAAAAGGUGGCCAAAGCUCCGGCCGUGGCACUAAAGAAUCUCGAUUUGGCCAUGAAAGAAUCGGCUAAGAAGGCCGCCGAAGCUGCUGACCAGAAGUUGGUCUCGAAGGCGAAGAAAGGCCAGAAUGCUUCACGCAAGAACUUGAUGCAAGUGCCGGAACCCGUUGCCCCUGAGGUGGACAAUAAGAAAAAGUCUGCGCCUCCUAAACGUGGCAAUGCGGAAAUACCCACGGUUGUCCCCGCCAAAAAGGCCGCCCUGGUGCAAGAAAAGCCCAAGGAACAAGCUGCCGCAGCACCAAAAGCCGAAAAUGUCGAGGUUCCAGCAGCCAAAGCUAAAAGUGUAAAAAAGAGCCUCGCCACUCCGGCAAAUCCGAAGCCCAAGCCGAAACGCACGAAGAAUGUUCUGCGUGGAAAAAGGCUGGCCAAAAAGAAGGCUUGGCAACGCUUUGUGAUCGACUGCGCAUGCGUGGCCGAGGAUAUGAUCCUGGACCUCGCCGACUUCGAGCAGUAUUUGAAGACCCACAUCAAGAUAAAGAACAAGCUCAACCAGCUGAAGGAUCAGGUCACUUUCGAGCGCACCAAGAACUUCUCGCUGAUCAUCCACUCCGGUGUGCACUUCUCCAAGCGCUACUUCAAGUAUCUGACCAAACGGUAUUUGAAGAAGGUCAGCCUGCGUGAUUGGUUGCGGGUAGUGUCCACGGCCAAGGACACCUUCGCCAUGACCUACUUUAAGAUUCAGGACAAGGACUUUGAUGACGACGACGACGACGUUGCCGACGACAAUGGCGGAAAAACCUUUGCCUAAAACAAAGAUCGCAUUUCGAAAACAUGUAUAUCCCAUGAAAGCUGUUCAAGUGUGUAGACUUCUUAAAUUUCUCAGUAUACUUCUGUUAAAUUUCCCACUUGAAGUUUCACUAGUUCUCAAUGUGGCUCAUACAAUUUUUGCUCAUUUGCUUCAACAUAUUCAACGAUGAAAUAUC
Messenger RNA from Drosophila melanogaster (fruit fly), 1232 nucleotides. RefSeq names its product ribosomal protein L22-like (gene RpL22-like). Bases 119 to 1057 code for a protein of 312 amino acids. The record is from RefSeq and is marked reviewed. The transcript is spliced from 2 exons. Gene Ontology annotation, cellular component: ribosome. Gene Ontology annotation, biological process: translation. NCBI's taxonomy places the organism in Eukaryota, Metazoa, Arthropoda, Insecta, Diptera, Drosophilidae. Gene Ontology annotation, molecular function: structural constituent of ribosome.